ACUGUUUUUACACAGAGAAAACGAGUAUUUAAUUGAACCAGAAUCCAAAUCCUGUUUGUCUGACUUUGGUGGAAAUAUAAAAUACAGGGUUUUACGAUUGGAUCAGCCACAACAUACUUUUUUGGAUCCAAUACAGCCAAGCAUGAACCUAGAAAGAUGGCGUCAUAACACAAGAAAAAGACUAAGGCAUAGGAGACAAAUAAACGACUAUAAAAUAGAGAUGUUCUUUAUCAUUGAUUAUGCCGUUUAUAAAUACUGGUAUACACAGAGCAGAGCAGCUGAUAUGAGACAGAGAGACGCGGAAGCUAAGAAUAACAUCAGACAAUUCUACACUUUUGUAAUCAAUGGGAUGGACGUUCGCUAUAAAAAUAUCCAAACUUCUGCGUUCAAAAUAUCAAUUUUAUUUUCUGGUAUUUAUAUCGCUGAUACUCCAUCAAAAUCGCAGUUUAUAGAAAAACUUAAAGCUAAUUCAGCAUCCGGGUAUCAAGUAGACUCCAAUGCAGCUCUAAAAGCUGUGACGUCAUGGGUUAAAGGAACCCCUGGUCUGCCUAAUUACGACCAUGCUAUGAUGUUUACAAGAUACGAUUUCACCAGUACUGGAUCAUCAGAUACUACAGGACUUGCGUGGUUAGGAACUUUAUGUACAGACCAAGCUGUUUCGGUGGUAGAGGACCACUUUAAUUUCAAUGUUAUUACUGUGGCAGCACAUGAAUUAGGACACGGAUUGAGUGCAAAGCAUGACGGAAGCGGAAAUUCCUGCAAUAGUGACGAUGCCUUCGUCAUGGCCCCCAGUACAAUUCCUGUGGAUAACCAAAAUCCCUGGAAAUUUUCCGCUUGUUCCACCUAUUACUUUACUAAUUAUAUCAACAAACUUAACCGGGACAAUAAUAAUUGUAUGACUGUCUUAAGUCAAGACUUCGACCCUGACGCAUUAAAACAAUACACAGCACUUCCUGGUGAGAUAUAUGACGCAGACGCACAGUGCCGACAUAUUGUUGGUCCAAAUUCUGGAUUUUGUAAGAGCAUUUACAGACAAAACUUUAUGUCUGUGUGCACAAAAUUAUGGUGUACAAGGGGUGACGGAAGUAAUGGGUGUGUCUCCGCAGUAGCGGGAGACGGGAUUCAAUGUGGCAACAAAAAGUGGUGUAUUUCUGGUGUCUGUAAAUAUGAUGAGUGUGCGCCACCAGGUGACGAAUCUUGUUUGUAUGGAGAUAGAGAAGGUGUAGCAAUCACUUAUAAUGGAGUCGAUGUCACAUGUUCAUUUGAAGACAUAAAGAAAAAUCCAGCUGUUUGCUACUCAGUCAAUACUACUUGUUGUCGACAAUGCAGAAACUUUUAUACUGGUAUAAUAGGCUGUGAAUAUGGAGACAGAGCAACAGGCUGCUCUAAGUCCCAUUGUCCGGGGAACCCAAGUCUUUGUUGUGGAACAUGUUACAAUGGAACAUUAAGUACACCGUCUUAUCAGCCAACAACACAAAAAAAUCUUAAUCUUUGUAAAAUGAAAGCUACAACGCCAUCUACGACAAGUAAUAUAGAAGGAUACAGAAAUUACCUUAUUUAUGGUGGUGCAGUUGCUGUCAAUCUGGUUCUUCUUAUUGUAAUCUGUAUCUGCGGUCUUUAUCAUAAGCGAAAGCAGAAACAUAAAAGUGUUCCAAAUUCCAAACUCAGUGGAUUUACAAAUCGUGCCAUGGAAUAUAUGUGAAGACAUAAAUAUUCGGGACCAGAGCCUGACGCAAAAUAAUUGACUUUGAUGGGAAGACAAAUAAAAAUUCCUUCAUGGGUUAAAAUUUUGAAUAUUGAAUAUAAAAUAUUGAAGAUCUCAGAAAUUGUAUCGUUAACAUAGUAGAUAUUUCAUUGUAUUUAAAUUAAA
Molecule: messenger RNA, 1870 nt
Organism: Saccostrea echinata
Lineage: Eukaryota; Metazoa; Mollusca; Bivalvia; Ostreida; Ostreidae
Product: A disintegrin and metalloproteinase with thrombospondin motifs 14-like
Exons: 13
Coding region: 143-1702 (519 amino acids)
Biological process (GO): proteolysis
Molecular function (GO): metalloendopeptidase activity
Source: RefSeq, a predicted model, not a curated record